AUGGGUAGCCAGUGGCUACCACAGUGGCGACGGGGCUCGGUAGCCAGUCGGUCGCCAAAGUGUGGCUGCGUCGCUGGCUACCCUCGUUAUUGUAUUGGAGUAGUCAUUGGAGAGAGUAUUGGAGAGUAUUGUAUUGGAGUAGUCAUUGGAGAGUGUGUUGGUGAGUAUUGUAUUGGAGUAGUCAUUGGAGAGAGUAUUGGAGAGUAUUGUAUUGUAGUAGUCAUUGGAGAGUGUGUUGGUGAGUAUUGUAUUGGAGUAGUCAUUGGAGAGAGUAUUGGAGAGUAUUGUAUUCUAGUAGUCAUUGGAGAGUUUGUUGGAGAGUAUUGUAUUGGAGUAGUCAUUGAAAAGAGUAUUGGAGAGUAUUGUAUUGGAGUAGUCAUUGGAGACGGUAUUGUCACAGACAAUAUAAUACUGUAA
Macrosteles quadrilineatus (aster leafhopper) is the source of this 417-nucleotide messenger RNA. RefSeq lists its product as uncharacterized. The transcript has 2 exons. The coding region runs from base 1 to 417 and encodes 138 amino acids. NCBI's taxonomy places the organism in Eukaryota, Metazoa, Arthropoda, Insecta, Hemiptera, Cicadellidae. The record is from RefSeq and is a predicted model, not a curated record.